AUGGCGCUGGAGCGGAGACUCAAUCCCGCAAUUGAUCCCAGCGAUCUUGCUUGGGAAAAAGUCCAUGCCAUGUUCAACUUCAGGAUAAAGACCUCGGACAAGACUCUCGGGGAUAUUCUACUCGACAAUUUCACCGUCCAGGAAAUCCGACAAUUCUUCACCCAAGAGCGAUCUGACCUCAAUGCCUUGCAAAAACGGAAUACAGAGCGCUACAACUCUUUGUUGGCUGGGCGAUUCAAGGGCGUCCGCUCUGAUGUGCCCACCAAACUGGCCAUGAUGUACUUUGGACUGCCUGUUGAACCAGUGCAGACUGUUCUCACGGGACAAGAAUCAAACGGCCUCGCAGUGAUGGAGGCACAAGUUGCUCAAUUGAAACCUCUGGCAUUCCUAGCCAAUGAUGAAUUAAGCCAGGUUGCUUUCGGCGCUACUGGUAUGACUUGCAUAUCCGCGGUACGAAUUGACCCAACUAAUACGGAAAAGAGCAACACCCAGAUGCAAUGGAUAUUGAUGACUUACAUCAGAAGCAGUCUUCUCACGUCCCCGUGA
This is a messenger RNA of Akanthomyces muscarius, 546 nucleotides long. RefSeq lists its product as uncharacterized. Lineage: Eukaryota; Fungi; Ascomycota; Sordariomycetes; Hypocreales; Cordycipitaceae. Bases 1 to 546 code for a protein of 181 amino acids. The transcript has a single exon. The record is from RefSeq and is a predicted model, not a curated record.